GGUUGAAGAUGAAGACGAAGGGUUGAUCGAAGAGAGAGAGAGAGCUCUUUUUCCUAUUUACGAUCCCCAUCCCAAAAAAAUGAUGACAUCGAAACUAGACCGACUAGUCAGAACAACAGCAGCACCACCAUCCCUCAACCAUCUAUGGGAAAGGGCGAGGAAGACGAGGAUAUUCGCCAGGAGUACAAGACAUGCAAGUUCACAUAUUCAAUCAGGAAGACAUGGCCGUUCCUCGCCUUUCCGGAGUUCGUCUUCCAACGCAGCGGCGGGACCGACGAUAUCCGAGCAGCGGCUGGUCGACUACUUCCGUCUCCUGGCUCGGGUCCAGAAGUCUCAGGAAAGAUCUCUCCUCACAUCUAUCGGAACUCUUUUCGAUCAGGCCGAUCGAUUGGACGGGAUUCCGUUGGAUGCGUUGUUGGAAUACGAGGCCGAUCCGGCAGGUUCUCGACGAGUUUUACGGACAGAUGAUCGGGGGUUGGAGUCUUUAGGACGCGAUGAUGGCGAAGUUCCGACGGCUUCUCCUUCUAUUUCAAGCACUGAUACUGAUAGUCAAGAGGGCCAGCAGGAGCUUGAAGGAAGACGAUUAAUAGGAACCGGGAUCCUGUCUUUGUCGUACAUCAUCGCACCCAUCGAUCGAGCGGUUUCCGAGACGCACCGGUCGGUCGAUCGUGACACACCAUCACAAGAACACGAACAACAACAUGUGGUAACCUGUACCGGAUUCCUGGUCCAAUCGCAAGCUUCGAACGAACGGAUCUUGGUCACUUGCGCUCACACAUUAUGGCAGAGUCGUGCACUCUUACAACAGUCUCAUCACAAACAGUCGCAAUUGGAAGAGGAUUCGAGGGACAGAAAUACUGCUUGUAAUAUUUGCUCCGGGUGCGUGGCUCGUGAUCAGCUCGGGAACGUCUUCUUGGUCAAACAUGUGCUCGGGGCUUUGGCUUCGGCAGACUUGCUCUUCUUCAAACUCCUCCUCCUUCCCUCUCCCUCAUCCGCAUCGUCAUUAUCGUUGCAACAAGAAGAUCUGGUCGAACAAAACGAGGUUUCUCUGAUCGAUUCUUUUCGUCAUUUCUUUAGUUUGAUUGAUCAUCAUGAUUCCAAUAAUCUCAAAGAGUUUAGAACUUUGCCCGUUUCUCCCUAUCCUCUUCCUCUCAAGUCUCCCAUCUCUGUCCCUCAAUUGUCCCCCUCUUCUUCUUCUUCUCAUCAUAUCGAUCGAGUUUGUUUCCAAUGGGAAGUUGGAAGAGUGGUCGAGUAUAAAGAUACUAUGGGAAUCAAAGCUACCCCAGGGACAUAUGAUCCAUUAAACACGAUCAUAUUCGACGUAGUCCCAAGGAACGGAUCCUCAGGGGCUCCGAUCGUCGACCAUCAGAACGGGACCGUCGUCGGAAUGGUCCGAGGCUUCCAAUCGGCUUACGAUCUUAAUCGGCCGCUCGGGUUCGGGACCGUCUCUGAACGGUUUUGGGAGCUCUUCCUUUUGCCUGGCUUUCAUUCUCCUCCUUCUUCUACUCCUUGAAAUAUAGAUUCUCUUCUUUCGCUUCGUGUUUCUUUCUCUCCCUCUCUUUCUCUAACCUGUAGAUCACCAUCUUCUGCUGGUUUUUAUUUGUUUUGACUGGUGUUCAUUCUAUUAUGUAUCUGUCUUGGUUUGUUUAUGAAUGAUCUGGCUAGACAUUCGUGUUUGUGUAUCUUUAAUCUGUACUCUUUUUUUUACAGAAAGGACAACACCCCAAAAUCCCUGCAUAUUGCACCACAGUCAUCAUCAUCAUGAUCAUUAACAAUACCAAUAUGUAGUGACCAAAAUGGCAAUAAAUUAUUCGACUUUCCCACAGGAAGGAGAUAAAAACGGAAAACACAUUAUAACUACGCUGU
Molecule: messenger RNA, 1866 nt
Organism: Puccinia graminis f. sp. tritici CRL 75-36-700-3
Lineage: Eukaryota; Fungi; Basidiomycota; Pucciniomycetes; Pucciniales; Pucciniaceae
Exons: 3
Coding region: 80-1513 (477 amino acids)
Source: RefSeq, a predicted model, not a curated record